Grus americana (Whooping crane) is the source of this 5302-nucleotide messenger RNA. It is a transcript of the gene HLF, whose product is annotated as HLF transcription factor, PAR bZIP family member. Gene Ontology annotation, biological process: regulation of transcription by RNA polymerase II. Lineage: Eukaryota; Metazoa; Chordata; Aves; Gruiformes; Gruidae. The record is from RefSeq and is a predicted model, not a curated record. The transcript is spliced from 4 exons. The coding region runs from base 288 to 1166 and encodes 292 amino acids. Gene Ontology annotation, cellular component: nucleus. Gene Ontology annotation, molecular function: RNA polymerase II cis-regulatory region sequence-specific DNA binding; DNA-binding transcription factor activity, RNA polymerase II-specific.
GCGCCUGACGUCAGCGCCGGCAGCGCCUGCACAUGGGCGCGCGGCCGGGGCGCGCGGCUCAGAGCGGGCGGCGGGAGCGGCGCGGGCAGCGGUGGUGGAGCUGGAGCUGCGCGGCGGAGGGGCCUCUCCCGCUCCCCUGCUCCGGCGGCCUCCAGGCGCCCCUCGCCAGCGGGGCUCGGCUCAGGCUUGGCUCGGCUCUGCGCCCGUUUCACCGCACUUCCUAGCGGUGCCGCGAGAGGAAGGGGAAAGAACCGCUGCCGCGCAGCUGCCCCGAGGGAAAGCCCACCAUGUCGCGGCCGCUCCCGCUGAACCCCACCUUCCUACCUCCCACCUACGGGGUGCUGAAGUCCCUGCUGGAAAACCCGCUCAAACUGCCGCUCGCUCACGAAGACGCAUUCGGUAAAGAAAAAGACAAAGAGAAGAAGUUAGACGAUGACAGCACCAGUACCACAGUCCCUCAGUCAGCUUUCUUGGGCCCAACAUUAUGGGACAAGACACUGCCAUACGAUGGAGACACUUUCCAGUUGGAAUACAUGGACCUGGAAGAAUUCCUCUCAGAAAAUGGCAUUCCACCGAGCCCAAACCAGCAUGAGCAUAGCCCACACCAGUCAGGUCUCCAGCAAGCUACCUCAGCAUCACCUUCUGUCAUGGACCUCAGCAGCAGGGCUUCUACUUCAGUCCAUCCAGGCAUGGUGUCGCAGAACUGCAUGCAGAGCCCAGUCAGACCAGGUCAGAUCUUGCCAGCAAACCGAAACACACCAAGUCCCAUUGAUCCCGAGACUAUCCAAGUUCCUGUUGGCUACGAACCUGACCCUGCAGAUCUUGCUCUUUCCAGUAUUCCUGGCCAGGAGAUGUUUGAUCCUCGUAAGCGCAAAUUCUCUGAAGAAGAGCUGAAACCACAGCCGAUGAUUAAGAAAGCUCGCAAAGUCUUCAUUCCAGAUGACCUGAAGGAUGACAAAUACUGGGCAAGGCGUAGAAAGAACAACAUGGCUGCUAAGCGAUCGAGGGAUGCUCGCCGGCUGAAGGAGAACCAGAUUGCCAUCCGCGCCUCGUUUCUGGAGAAGGAGAACUCGGCUCUCCGCCAGGAGGUGGCCGACUUACGGAAAGAGCUGGGCAAAUGCAAGAACGUGCUCGCAAAGUACGAAGCUCGACACGGUCCCCUGUAAAUUCAAGGGGGGGGAGCGGGGUUUUUUUCUUUUUUCUUUUUUUUGUUUUUUUUUUGUUUUUUUGUUGCAGGUUGGCAUUUGAAUAGAUGGACAAUGUGUUUCCUGUUUGAUAGCACCACACCCAAACCAACCUUUCUGUCUUCAGCACUUUACCAGAAGCAGAAACAAAACUGACUUACGUUAUUUUUUUUGUUUGCGUAUGCGUGUACCUGCAUAUGUGUGCACAUGUGUGUUCACACGUCCGUGUAUGUGUGUGUGCUUGUGUGUGUGCAUGUGCGCGUGUGUGUGUGUGCGUGCGCACGCAUCUCAGCACUUCCCAUUUUUAUGAAGCCCUCUUCAAAGGGUGCCACAUUUUUACCUGGACUGUUGAGAACCGCCAUAGUAAGCUUUUUAUUAUAUUUUUUCAGUGCUGCUUCAGAUUAGGGUUUUUAUGUUAUUGUAACCAGUUCCAUCCUCCUGAUUUACUUGGAAAGAUCCCAGUAUAAAUUAUAAAAAAGGAAAAAAAAGAAAAAAGAAAAAAAAGUAGAUCUCAGUUUUUUCGAGAGUAACAAGCUAUUGUUUAAGUAUGUCUAAUCAGAAAAGUUAACAUGCUAAUAAAGUGCACAAAUAAUUUAGUACUACACUGCAGAAAUAUUAAUUUAUAGAUUGCUUUUGUUGUAUUUUAAGUUUUGGUGAUAAUUGUCUUCAGAUUUAAAGUGCUGUUAGACUGAUUUAGCUAUACUCAUUAUAGAUCCCAUAAUGGCUUCUCUAUAGCUAUUAAGAUUCCUUUUAUUUCCACAGACCCCAGGUAGGUAGGAGUACUGUUGGUAGACCACAGAGUGUGUAUUUUGCACUGUCUGUACCUGAAGCAAUAAUCCUAUUGUACGCUAGCGCGCAUGCUGCCCGGAUGUUCCUAGUGGACGUAGGAUGGUUUCCCUACCCAACAGGAGUUUUAAUGUCUUUAACAAAAAGUUAUAAAGUAAAAGACACAUUAACGUCAGCAUGCUAAUUGUGUCCCUGCUAUAGGGAGCGCAUGUAUAAGAAGCAGGAUAAUUAGUUGAAAUGAGAACAAAAUUAAUAGUAUCAAAUCAGAUCCAAUGUCGAAAUCUGAGGGGCUUUUCUGUUUUCAGCUAGUUAUGCAUUUCUUCAAAUUCUAUUUCAUGAUUAAAAUUGAAUAAAUACCUAAAUUCAGUUGUUUUUCCCAUGUUUUGUAAUAUAUUUUCUGUGGAUUAUAUCUUGCUGUUUUAAAAAUCACUUUUAUUCAGUUAGAAGAAGUCACUGGUUUGCAAAGCCCAUUUCUCCUAGUGAUUGUUGUUUUGAGUGUGACAUGAACUGAUGGUUCUGAACUUUAUUGUUUUAAACUCUAUUUGCUUUUGAACGCGUAUGUUCUAAUAUAAAGUGGACUUCUGAAAAAUGAAUGUAAGAGACACUGGUGUAUUUCAGAAGGGGAUGGUGUUGUCAUAUACUGUGGUUAAUCCAAUCAAUCUAAGUGUUUACUAUAGACCAAAAGAAUAGAUAUUAUAAAAUGUAUAAAGUUUAUACAGAAUAAUUAUAGUAUGUUCGUUUUGUACAGUAUUUUUCAAGUACAAAUACUGACAAUGUAUUUUGAAAGACAUAUAUAUAGCAAAAAGAAAAAGCUAUUCCAUGUUUAAAAUAUAUAGCAAAGAUAUAUAUUCUCCAUUAUUGUACAGAAAGGAAAUGCUUAGGGGUUUGUUGGUUGUUUUGGUUUUUUAAAAAAAUCUUUAAUAUUUUAAGCCUACCACUGGCACACCGGCAUGUUCUGUGCUUUAAAUUAAAUUUUUAUGGAAGUAAUAUGGCUUUCCAGGAUGUUCCAUAUUACUGAAAAAGAGAGACUUUAUUAUUUUCCAUCAGAAACACAUAAACUGUUUAAUAGGGACAAAGCACAACAUGGAUUUCAGUCAGGUAUUGAUUGGACAAUACAAUAUUUUGUAAAGGCAGAAAAAGAAUAUGUAACAUGAAAAAACUCAUAGUCAUUUCUAAUCUGCUGCUGCUGCUAGAAUCUGUUUCCAGCUGAAUUUUUUUUAUAAAUAGCUCUGUUCAUGUAUACAGUUGUACGUACUGCAUACAGUUAUUAACAUGUGAGGAAAAUAUGGUGCUACAUGUCUUGCUCACAGUUUUCUAAGUGUUUUGACAUUAUUUUCAAAUAAAAAAGGUUGUUCAUUCCAUUAAAUCAUUAUUCAUGCUUCAGGAGAUUGUUACAAAGGACUCAACAUUUUGUGCAGCAUUAAAAAUACCCUCGCAUCAAUGGCAUUUUCCCAGUAUUUUGCCUCAAACAUACCCGACUUGUCAACGUCCCUUAACGCGCAGUACUUGCCUGUGGACCAUUUAUUCAGCAAAUUGAAUUUCCGUGUGCUGCAGCAAAGUUUAAAGCGUAGUAAGUUAUUUUCUAAAGGUCAGUACGAGGCACUGGAUGCAUGGGUAGAGAAAGGAGACUUUGGCACGAGUCGGUGUACCUGCUGUCGCCGCUAUGAAAUAAACAUUUUUUUCCUUUAGAAGAAGCCUGACGGUGGCAGGGCUCAGCCAGCCACUGCCGCGGAUACACUUUUAGCAGCAACACAGCAAAUCGCCACAGCUUAUAAUCGCCCUCACGACAAUUACUCUUGGGGUGACGCUUGAACAGCAGGAGUGGUGUGCAUGAGGUCAGCUGGUACGUACCUAGCUAGCGCCAUCAGCGGGUUGCAUUGCGACCACAAAGAUUUCUUCAAAAUGUCAAAGGCAGCUUGGAAAAAAAUUACAGAGAAUUCUGUUGUGUCUUUUUGGGCAGGGAAGGGGUGGGAGAUGGUAGUUUUUGUAGGCUGGAUAUCACAGGUUUAUUGUCAGGGCCGCAGAGGAGCACAGAGGUUCUCAGCAGCUACCUUGCCCGGCAGCCCCCAAAGCUGCUCAGCCCAGCUCCUCCUGGCCCCAUCCUGCUGCGCGGGAGGCGUGCGGCUCAGGGGGGCUGAAGGGUGCUGCAGCGAGGCCGAAGGCUGCUCAGCUUCAGCCUGCGCACCCGGCUCGGGCAGGCUGGCGCCUUCUCUGGGGCGAGGACUUUCAGAGGAGCCUGUGGGACUUGGGCACUCAUGGCUUGCCGUGGGAGUUGGGUAUCCUGGCUCCUCAGAAAAGCUCACCCUUAAAGAAAAGAGAGAGGGGAAAAAAAAGGCAAAAUAUGUGGGCUAAAACUUGGGAAAAACCAGGUUCUCUAACAAGGUUGUUUCCCCAAAAUAACAAUUAAAGAAAGUUCAGCUCAUUUUCAGUUCCCGAGGAGAGCUUAGCUGGGCUCAUCACACCUCUGAUGGCUUUGUUGCUCAUGAAGGAGCUUGUAGGUAUAAGAAAUUGUAAUUUUAUAAAAAUAGAAAUAUAUAUAUUUGCAGAAUAAUUCAUAGCGUGUCUAAAUAAUUCACUGACCUCUAUUAAACCAUAAGCAUUGGUAAAAUGCUUGUCUUCUUUUUUGUUGUUUUUGCUGAAAUUUAGAAGUGAAUGCUUUCUUUUUAAAAAAGAAUGCCCUCUCAAAAUAAAUUGAAUUUGAGAUGUAUUUGUGAAUACGAGCACCUCGGGGCUCUCCGUGGGAAAGCCCGUGGCAGAGGAGGCAGAGGAAGAUUAUUUGUUUUCUUUUUUUGAAUGGUGCUAAGUCACUAAACCUAGCGCCAUGGAAAUAAAGUUCUGACUUGAAUCCACAAAAGCAAGAAAUUCAAAGUGCGAGGAAGGCUCCCGAGCGAGGCGUCGUGCCCCUUGGUUGUGCCUGCGCAGACCAGCACAAACACGCUCGGCGUGCGAGUGGGGUGAGUCCAGCCGUGCCGGAGCACCCCUAACGUUUGAGUGUCUUGCCUCUGUGGGUUUGUAAUAACCCCAAUUACUGCUUUGAGACUAUUUUUGCAUGUAAUUUACAAUAGAGAUGUGCAGUUUAUUUUUAUUUUUUCGUUGACUUUUUUUUUCUAUGUGAAGAAAAAGAAAAGUGUAUUAAAACUUACAAGUGAUCAACCAUCGUAUUUCUGGCAACACCACAAGACAGCAUCUGUUUAAUUACAAGUUUAACAAAUAAGAUCAAAUUAACUGUAUGACAUGAAAUGGAUUGCAUCCUGUAUGCUGUUCAGCCCAAUUUUUUUUUUUUUGUCUGUUAUUCUUAAUGUUUAAUAAACUUUUAAAUUUUUCUUCUCUCA